AUGGCCGCAUCUCAGUCACAGAGUAUUCAGACCCUCCUCGAGGCCGAAAAAGAGGCCGCCAAGGUUGUCCAGCAAGCCCGCGAAUACCGCGUCCAGAAGCUUAAGGACGCACGCGCGCAGGCCACUAAGGAAAUCGAAGAAUACAAGACAUUGAAGGAGGCCCAGUUCAAGGCGUUCGAGGCUUCCCACGCCGGCAACACCCAGAGCGCGCAGGCCGCCGUGGAUAAGGAGACCGACAUCAAACUGAAAGAGAUCACAGCGUCCUACAACAAGAACCGGAACGAGGUCGUCCAGAAGCUGCUUGACCGGGUUGUUCUGGUCAAGCCCGAGCUUCAUCGCAACCUGAAGAAGAUCGGGCAGCCAUGA
Messenger RNA from Sparassis crispa, 366 nucleotides. Its product is annotated as V-type proton ATPase subunit G. The record is from RefSeq and is a predicted model, not a curated record. The transcript is spliced from 4 exons. Gene Ontology annotation, cellular component: vacuolar proton-transporting V-type ATPase complex. Gene Ontology annotation, biological process: proton transmembrane transport. Gene Ontology annotation, molecular function: proton-transporting ATPase activity, rotational mechanism. Lineage: Eukaryota; Fungi; Basidiomycota; Agaricomycetes; Polyporales; Sparassidaceae. The coding region runs from base 1 to 366 and encodes 121 amino acids.